AUGUGCCCGAGAGUCUCGGAGGUAGGCACAGGUCAGGCCGGACGGACAAAAGUUAUGAUCAAGCUGCAGGAUUUCGUCGCGUGCUUGAGGUCUUUAUCGGCCAUAAACUGGGCUUGUGAGUUGGGAAAUGGGAAAAGUUGGACGGGUGAUUUGCUUCUGCCCGCUAACAGGGCGGCCCCUCUUCCUGUCUGUAUCUGUGUACAUGUGGUCGGCCCUGUCUGUGCCUGUGUCCGAGGUAGGGAGGACGCGAACUCGACCCAGGGGGAGACGACCGGAGGUGUGUGUGUGUGUGUGUGUGAAUGUCCAUUAGUGAUUAGCGCUGAGAUUGGUCGGCGCUUGACUGCAAUUCCACUCCUCCCAAAGGGAUAUUUUCGAGUAAUGUCCUAA
This is a messenger RNA of Protopolystoma xenopodis, 387 nucleotides long. Lineage: Eukaryota; Metazoa; Platyhelminthes; Monogenea; Polystomatidea; Polystomatidae. The record is from the annotation of a GenBank genome assembly.